AUGCACGGGAGGCAGCUCGUCUGUUGGCACCUGCUGGCUUUGCUUUUCCUCCCGUUUUGCCUCUGUCAAGAUGAAUACAUGGAGGUGAGCGGAAGAGCUAAGAAAGUGGUGGCGAGAAUAGUGCAAAGCCACCAGCAGACUGGCCGUAGCGGCUCCCGGAGGGAGAAAGUGAGAGAGCGGAGCCAUCCUAAUACUGGGACUGUGGAUAAUAACACUUCUGCAGACCUAAAAUCCCUGAGACCGGAUGAGCUACCGCACCCUGAGGUAGAUGACCUAGCCCAGAUCACCCCAUUCUGGGGCCAGUCUCCACAAACCGGAGGACUGCCCCCAGACUGCAGCAAAUGUUGCCACGGAGAGUACAGUUUCCGAGGCUACCAAGGCCCCCCUGGACCGCCCGGCCCCCCUGGCAUUCCAGGAAACCAUGGGAACAAUGGCAAUAAUGGAGCCACUGGCCAUGAAGGGGCCAAAGGUGAGAAAGGAGACAAAGGUGACCUGGGGCCACGAGGGGAACGGGGGCAGCAUGGCCCCAAAGGAGAGAAGGGCUACCCAGGGGUUCCUCCGGAACUGCAGAUUGCAUUCAUGGCUUCUCUGGCAACUCACUUCAGCAAUCAGAACAGCGGAAUUAUCUUCAGCAGCGUUGAGACCAACAUUGGAAACUUCUUUGACGUCAUGACUGGUAGAUUCGGGGCCCCAGUAUCAGGUGUGUAUUUCUUCACCUUCAGCAUGAUGAAGCACGAGGAUGUUGAAGAAGUAUAUGUGUACCUCAUGCACAAUGGCAAUACAGUCUUCAGCAUGUACAGCUAUGAAACAAAGGGGAAAUCGGACACAUCCAGCAACCAUGCAGUACUGAAGCUGGCCAAAGGGGAUGAGGUUUGGCUGAGAAUGGGCAAUGGCGCUCUUCAUGGGGACCAUCAGCGCUUCUCUACCUUUGCAGGCUUCCUGCUCUUUGAAACCAAAUAAAUAUAUGAAUAGACCAGCUCUACUUUUGGGAAGACUUACGGCUAAGCUGGUAUUGGUAUGAGCUGAAGGACAUUAGAGUUGAGGGUUCUACUCAGGAGCUCAGAAGAAGAAUCCACAAAAUUGUCUUCCCAAGUGACCUUGACUAAUAUACUCAGCACCUUUACUCUUCCCUAGGCACCUAAAAAAAAAUUCCCUUCUUGAUACAGGUUGGAAAUAAUUUUCCUCAUCAAAGAAUUCAUUUGCAAAUAAUUUGGCUACUCCGUUUUUAAUUUAAUAGCAACUUUCAGGAAUUCUUGAGGUUUGAGGCACAUCAUUCUUUAUAACGUUUCAAGGAAUAGGGUGCAGUGAUUAUGAUGGAGCCAGCAGGAGCAAGGGCACUUGCUAGGACCAAGUUACCAGAAACAUUUGUAAAGCCUAGACUGGGAAGUAACACUUUGAUCCAGUGGGUCAAUUUUUAUGAAUGAAGUAUAGAUAUUUUUAGUAACUCUAGAUAGCUUUUAGAUAGGAAAAGUAUUCAUAAUGCUCAUAAAUAAUGGACUCCUCCUUUUUUAUAAGGAUACUGCUGUAAUUAAAUCUGGAUUUGUAAUGGCUUGUAUUUUUGGAUAUAAAAUUUUCUCAUGAUCCAAAAUUGAGUUUAUCAGGUCUGACUUAUUAUAUUGACUUUUUUUUCCAUUGAGUUUCUUAGAUUAAAGUAGAUCUUUGUUGGUUCUGGCCUGCAGAACCAGUUGAGGUGAGCUUAGAUCCACAUAUACAGAUAUAUGUGAAGUUCUCUCUCAAUUUAGAAAUUACCCCAAUAAACUUUACACACACUGACAUGUCAUUUCAAGGAAAUGUAAACUCAGUUAUAUACAGUGAAACUAAUGGAUGCAAAAUACAAGGGAAUUCCAUUUAGAAGACAUAAAAUAAAAUCUCUUAACCUUUUCAAAAAUAAAAAAUGAUAUGGCUUCUUUGAUUACCAUAUUUAAGCAACAUUUAUAAAGCAGCUGUGCUCCUUGACUUUUGCCUAUCCCUCCCCAAAAGGGAUAAGUUCAGAAGAUAGUACCCCAAACUGGUUUCUUUUAAGCAAAGAAAGUAUCAUUGGAAUAUGUGUUUACCCUGAGGUCAAAUCACAUUUAAAAGGCACUAGAGAGAUGCCUUUCUGACAAAUAUCACUUAAUGAAUUCCCUUGGAAGCAAUUAGCCCUUGACUAAUUUUCUGUAACAAUUUGAAUUUCCACAAAAGCUUUUAAACUGUGGGUUUAAUUGUAUUGAUUACCCCCUACAGCUGGAAGCAGAGAGAAUUAAGUAGGGCUGCCCUAUUAACUAACUUAGUGGGCUCCUUGCUCCCUUCUUUGACCCUUUCUUUUGAUCUAUAAAUAUUUUAAAACUCUUUUCCUGACCAAUACAAGCAAUGCUAUUUUAAAGUGACUGGAUAUUAGCCAAAAUAUGCUUGACUGGUUGAUAAUGUCUUCGUGAUUUUGUGUGUAUGUUCCCUGCCAUCCCUGGAGCUGUGGGUGUUGAGGUUUACUAUUUCUAAACAUCAUAAAUAUUUUGUAAAAGUGUAUUGCCAAUAGAUAUUUGAAUUUUGCAUGUUGCCCAAAGAUAUUUCAUUUCUAAAGAACACAUACCAUUAACAAACUGCCUUAAAAGAAGAUAUUGGCUUAGCUUUAGAUACAACUAAGGCAAGAAAAAUGUAAAAGCAUUGUGUGGAAACAAACAUACUUUUGUUAAAUGUACUGUUUUAUAAGGUCCUUAAUAAAGUUGAAUAGCCAUUUGAUUGUAAA
Molecule: messenger RNA, 2722 nt
Organism: Neofelis nebulosa (Clouded leopard)
Lineage: Eukaryota; Metazoa; Chordata; Mammalia; Carnivora; Felidae
Gene: C1QTNF3
Product: C1q and TNF related 3
Exons: 6
Coding region: 1-960 (319 amino acids)
Molecular function (GO): protein binding
Source: RefSeq, a predicted model, not a curated record